Molecule: messenger RNA, 3349 nt
Organism: Trematomus bernacchii (emerald rockcod)
Lineage: Eukaryota; Metazoa; Chordata; Actinopteri; Perciformes; Nototheniidae
Product: zinc fingers and homeoboxes protein 1-like
Biological process (GO): regulation of transcription by RNA polymerase II
Cellular component (GO): nucleus
Molecular function (GO): DNA binding; DNA-binding transcription factor activity, RNA polymerase II-specific
Source: RefSeq, a predicted model, not a curated record
AUAAUUUAAAGACUCUAGCAUGUGAAACCAGCCCCCCAAGACAUGUAAGCCUCAACCCUUCUGUCCAAGAUCUUGGUGACCCUGAGUAGAAGUUAACAGAGUUUGGUCUGACGAUGUCGAGCCGCCGGAAAUCGACCACACCUUGCAUGGUGCUGCCCUCUGAUGUGGUGGAGCAGGAAGAGGAGGAGGAGGAGGAGGAGAAGGAGGAGGAGGAGGAGGAGGAGGAGGAGGAGGAGGAGGGGAAAGAGGGAGCAGAGGAGGGUCCGACUGCAGAAGAGCUGAGUCAGGCAGUAGUGGUUGUUCCCACUCCUCCCACUACAGAGGAGCCCAGUGUCUCUACUGUAGAAGACAGUGAAGCCCUCGCUCCCUCACUGAAGCGCAGCGCUACAGACCCUCCUGAGGAUCCCAGCAGCGACCAGCAGGCACAGGAACAACAGUGCGAGACACCCGAGGAGGGAGGGGCAGACCCCGCCACGGUCGCCGCCAUUUCCCUCAGCAAGACCCCCAUCAUGAGGAUGAAAAGCAAAUCUGAACCCAAGAGGAUCUCUGUGUCCCUGAAAUUUACAGAGGAGGCGUUGGAGGGUUUCGGGGGGGGCGAGGGGGAUGUGAGGGGAGGAGACCAGGAGCCCAUCGAAGCCCCCCUGGGCCCGAUGACGCCUGUGGAGAUGCUGCUGCACGACUCCAUGAAGCUCGGGGGGGGCGGCUUGCUGGUCAGCCCGUACUCUGAGCAGCAGAGGAAAUCAGCGGCUUUCAACCCUGCAGUCCUGCCUGCAGGCCUGGCACAGGUGCUUUCUGCCUUCCAGGCCCAGCAGAGUGCAGCGGCAGCAGCAGCAGCUCAGCCUCAGCUGCUCAUCCCCCUCAGCAGCAUCCCCUCCUACAGUGCAGCUAUGGACACCAACCCCCUGCUGGGCAGCACGUACAAGAGGUUUCCGUACCCCUCCAUGGCCGAGAUCAGCCGCCUGGCAGCGCAGACACAGUUCACUGAGGAGCAGAUCAAGGUUUGGUUCUCAGCCCAGCGGCUGAAGCAUGGUGUGAGCUGGACCCCAGAGGAAGUGGAGGAGGCCAGGAGGAAGCAGUUUAACGGCACGGUGCACACGGUGCCGCAGACCAUCACUGUGAUACCUGCUCACCAGCUCUCAGCAGCUGCCAACGGCCUGCAGUCCAUCUUACAGACCUGCCAGAUAGUGGGCCAGCAUGGCCUGGUGUUCACACAGGUGGGCCCAGGGGGGCACCUUCCAGUGACCAGUCCCAUAACUCUGACGGUGGCAGGGCUGCCCAGCCAGUCCCAGAGCUCCAGCAGGGUUUCCUGCCACCCCACCCUGACAAACAGUGAGCUGAAACGGGCUACCACUGUCCAGCCUCCCUCUCUCUCUCCGCAGGAGAACUCGGCCCUCAGUGCAGACACAUUCAAUUUGCGUCCCAAGAAGUCCAAAGAGCAGCUGGCCGAGCUAAAAGCCAGCUACCUGAAGAACCACUUUGUCACAGAUGCGGAAAUUUCCCGACUGAUGAAGCUUACCAAUCUCACAAAGGGAGAGAUCAAGAAGUGGUUCAGCGACACCAGGUACAACCAGCGCAACUCCAAGAACAGCAAUGUCAUUGUUUUCCAUGAUGGAGGCACAGGGAGCUGUAGCAGUGCCAGUACCACCAUCGUUAUCGACUCAAGCGACGAGACCACCCCCACAUCCCCCCACCCUCCGAGAACUCCGCCUGUGAAGGAGAAGGAGACACGGCCAAAAACUUGGAACCCAUUCCCGGAUUUUACCCUACAGAAAUUUAAGGAGAAAACUCCUGAGCAGCUGGUGGUGCUGGAGGAAAGUAUUGAUAAAAGCAGCACCCCAUCAGAUGAUGAACUGAGCCGCCUGAGGACAGAGACUAAACUGACCCGGAGGGAGAUUGAUGCCUGGUUCACCGAGAGAAGAAAAAUACCGUCUGUUAGCACUUCCUCCCCGUCUUCUUCAGAGGGAGGAAAGAUGGAGGCUGGAGAAGGAGGAGCAGGAGCCAGUUCUUCUUCUCCUUCUGCCUCCUCGUCCCGUAGAGGUAGUCAAACUCCUCCCGGCGGCCGCAGUAAGCAGCUGCCCACCAGCAGCAACAGAGACAUGAAAGAUAAGAAUAAAAAGACUCCAGAGCAGCUCCACAUUCUGAAAAGUGCCUUUGUGCGGACCCAGUGGCCCAGCCCAGAGGAGUACGAGCAGCUGGCAGAGGAGAGCGGCCUCCCUCGCUCCUACAUCGUCAGCUGGUUCGGAGACUCUCGAUACUCGUGGAAGAACAGCAACCUGAAAUGGUUCUUCCAGUACCAAAGUGGCAACGCUGAAGGGCCGAACGGUGGAGGAAGCAAUAAAAUGGGAGGCGGCAGCGGCACCGGUCGGAAGAGACGCGGCAGAAACCGUGGUUGGGGGCGGUCCAGAACCAGGAAGCAGCCUAGAAGGUCCGCUUCCUCCAGUACAGAUGUCGACAGAUGCCUCCCCGCCAAGAAAGUCAUGAGUGGGCGGGAGAUUCUGAAGGAGUACUACAUGAGGCACCGCUUCCUCAAUGAGCAAGAUCUGGAUGAGCUCGUCGGCAAAACCAACAUGAGCUACGAACAGGUGAGGGAGUGGUUCGCCGAGGUUCAGCGGCGCUUGGAGACGGGGGAGGAUCCCUUCCUGGAGGCGGCUGCAGGGAGCACCGGAGGAGACGCAGCCGCAGAGGAGGGGCGGGUGCAGGGGGAGGCGUCAACAGCCGGCGAGGAGCCAGCUGGCACAGGGGGGGGAGAUGAGGAUCAGGACGAAGGAGAUGAGGAGGAUGACGGGGACGAUACUGACGACAGCGAGGUCUGGGAGCCGUCCCGCAGCGUCAGGAAGUCUUUGUCAGUCUCUGAAGACUGAAACAUCCCAGAAUGUCCCGAGAGAAAUAGCGGCUAAUGCUGGAAGAACACUCAGCUAAAGUCUUUCUGCCACUGAUUUGCAUUUGUACUCAUCUGCAGCAUGAAUUCACUGUAUUCUCAAACUACUUCUGACAUCAUGUCUACAUCAGACUAACAGGUGGAAUAUUAGCUUUAGCUCUCUCCCUCAAUCUUACCUAUUGUAAGUGAUGUGUAACAUUUUAAGAAUCUUGGUAAAUAAGGGUUUUAGCAAACCCUGGUGCACCAAACUCUGAUGAAGCCUAUAAAGCAAUAUUUUGUCAAAAGGAAUACUAGGCGCGUUCACACCAAGUACUUUGCCGUAUUUAGUGCCGGCACUCAGUGCCCCGGCACUUAUUACCCCAGGGCAUUUAGUACAGAUCGCGUUCACACCGGAGUACUUUUCCCUGAGGGAAGAUUACGCAAAUGAGCCGCUGACGUCACUGUCGUCUUCUUCUGCUUUGGGUUUACUGG